UCUCAUUUCUCUGCGCCUCCCACACUCAACAAGAGCCGAAACAUCAAACUCUACAACCAUGCCGCCCAAGUUGGACCCGAGCCAGAUCGUCGACGUCUACGUCCGCGUAACCGGAGGAGAAGUCGGAGCCGCCAGUUCCCUCGCCCCCAAGAUCGGUCCUCUCGGUCUCGCCCCAAAGAAGAUCGGAGAAGACAUCGCCAAAGAGACAGCCAAAGAGUGGAAAGGGCUCCGCGUCACCGUGAAGCUGACCGUUCAGAAUCGUCAAGCUAAGGUCACGGUGGUUCCGUCUGCCGCAGCUCUCGUCAUCAAGGCCUUGAAGGAGCCGGAGAGAGACAGGAAGAAGGUGAAGAACAUCAAGCACAAUGGGAACAUUUCGUUUGAUGACGUGAUCGAGAUCGCUAGGAUCAUGAGGCCUAGAUCGAUUGCUAAGGAGCUGAGCGGGACUGUGAGGGAGAUUCUGGGGACGUGUGUGUCUGUUGGGUGCACUGUUGAUGGGAAGGACCCGAAGGAUCUUCAGCAGGAGAUUCAAGAGGGUGAGAUUGAGAUCCCUGAGAACUGAGGAAUCAAAAGAAAAUAAUUUACCUUUUUAGUUUUGGGUUGUUGUUGCGUUUUGUUAUCUCUGUUUAAGAAUAUUUUGUGGUUUUGAUUAUCAGAAUUUGAGAUUGCAUUUGAUGUUCUAUGCUAUUGGUAUCUACAAUGUUUUGCCUAUUGACGGUAGAAAGAUAGGCAUUUUCAGGCUA
This is a messenger RNA of Brassica oleracea var. oleracea, 740 nucleotides long. Its product is annotated as 60S ribosomal protein L12-2. The transcript has a single exon. The coding region runs from base 59 to 559 and encodes 166 amino acids. Gene Ontology annotation, biological process: translation. NCBI's taxonomy places the organism in Eukaryota, Viridiplantae, Streptophyta, Magnoliopsida, Brassicales, Brassicaceae. Gene Ontology annotation, molecular function: large ribosomal subunit rRNA binding; structural constituent of ribosome. Gene Ontology annotation, cellular component: cytosolic large ribosomal subunit; ribosome. The record is from RefSeq and is a predicted model, not a curated record.